Molecule: messenger RNA, 927 nt
Organism: Moesziomyces aphidis
Lineage: Eukaryota; Fungi; Basidiomycota; Ustilaginomycetes; Ustilaginales; Ustilaginaceae
Source: the annotation of a GenBank genome assembly
AUGAAGUUCCUCUCGCUCCUCGGUGCUAUCCUGCUCUCGGCCGCUGUGGUUUCUGCCGACUCGUCUGUCGCCACAGGCGCCGACAAGGGCAAAGUUCCGCAGCUGCUCGAGCUCAUCAACAAGCUCGAGCACGCCGAUCCUGCAUCGCCCACCUUUGCCACCGAGUUUGCCGACGAGCUGCCGCGUCUCGCCAAGCUCCACCGCGAGGUGGCUGCGCAGUCGAGCGACCGCCAGGUGCGCCGUCUCUACGGCGACGAUGACGCCGCUCACAAGCUGCUCCAGUUCGUCCAGCUUCAGCCCGCCAAGCGCGAGGCCACCAAGAAGACCAAGGGCGCCAAGGGCGCCAAGUCCGACCACGCCGCCCACCCGGCCAAGAACGGCGAUGCGGUUAACAAAGGCAAGAACGGCGCAAAGACGUCGGCCGCGCACAAGUCUGAACACGCAGCACACCCCGGUAAGAAGGGUGAGGCUGUGAACAAGGGCAAGAACGGCCAAAAGGUUUCCAGCGAGCACAAGUCCGAGCACGCCGCUCACCCCGGUACCAAGGGCGAGGCUGUCAACAAGGGCAAGAACGGCCAGAAGGUUUCCGGCGAGCACAAGCCCCAGCACGCCGCACACCCGCACCAGCAGCAAACGACCAAGCGCGAGGUCAAGGAGUCCAAGAAGGCUGCGUCCAAGAAGACCGAAUCUAAGAAGACGGAGGGUAAGAAGUCCGACACCAAGAAGUCUGAGGGCAAGAAAUCGGAGGACAAGAAGAAGGAGGCCAAGAAAGCCGAGUCCAAGAAGUCCGGUUCCAAGCACGCCGAGCAUGCCAAGCACUCUGCACACUCCGAGCACGCCGCACACGCCGAUUCGCACAAGACGAGCAAGAAGCCUGCCCACAAGCACGCCGCCAAGUCACCUGCCACCCCUCCCACCUCGUCUUAG